AUGGAAAGCUCAAGCCACAGCCAGCAGAACCAGUGGAGCUGUUCAAGCUCAGAAUCCGAGUUUUACAGCGUUUCCUCUCCAGACACCGUCUCGCCAGAUCCGUCCAUGGACCGGGGCUUCUCCCCAUCUCACCAGGCCCAGCCUGCAUGCUCAAAAUCAUUCAAACCUGCAGGUGUUGGCAAGAGAAAACGCAGACUACGGCUGAAGAACCCGAGUGAGCAACGACAGAACGCCAGUGAGAAGGAGAAGCUGAGGAUGAGGGAUCUGACCAAGGCUCUUCACCAUCUCAGGACCUACCUGCCUCCGUCCGUAGCUCCCGUAGGCCAAACUCUGACCAAGAUUGAGACGCUAAGGCUCACCAUACGCUACAUCUCGUUUCUGUCUGCUCAGCUGGGUCUCAGUGAAGAGGAGCUGAACCACAGGAAGAACAUGAACUCCAACGGCUGCUCAUAUUCUCCAGAGAUCGUUGGUUAUUUUCAGUGCAGGUCUAUGGCUGGAGAUUGGGUUGAGCAAGGACAGGGUUACGCUCACUGUGAGGGUUGCUCUGGUCAUACAGGGCAGUGUGAUGAGAUCAGAAUGGAUCAGUAUGGUGGUUCCUCACAGCAGCAUUCAACAGAGCAAAACUUCUCUGCAAAUAUAGAUGCCUUCCUCCAGUCACAACAGUGUGCUCAAACAACACAGACAUACCAGGUCUAUGGCAGAAACUUUGGCUAUCAUCUUGUUCCUCAGGCCUACUGGAGCUGACAGCAGAAUUGUCUCCAUUACACCCAAAGCAAGACUGAGG
Molecule: messenger RNA, 784 nt
Organism: Labeo rohita (rohu)
Lineage: Eukaryota; Metazoa; Chordata; Actinopteri; Cypriniformes; Cyprinidae
Gene: mespba
Product: mesoderm posterior ba
Exons: 2
Coding region: 1-744 (247 amino acids)
Biological process (GO): somite rostral/caudal axis specification; regulation of transcription by RNA polymerase II; mesoderm formation
Cellular component (GO): nucleus
Molecular function (GO): DNA-binding transcription factor activity, RNA polymerase II-specific; RNA polymerase II cis-regulatory region sequence-specific DNA binding; protein dimerization activity
Source: RefSeq, a predicted model, not a curated record